Salvelinus namaycush (lake trout) is the source of this 3286-nucleotide messenger RNA. Its product is annotated as guanylate cyclase soluble subunit alpha-1-like. Gene Ontology annotation, biological process: cGMP biosynthetic process; response to oxygen levels. The transcript is spliced from 8 exons. Gene Ontology annotation, molecular function: heme binding; guanylate cyclase activity. Gene Ontology annotation, cellular component: guanylate cyclase complex, soluble. NCBI's taxonomy places the organism in Eukaryota, Metazoa, Chordata, Actinopteri, Salmoniformes, Salmonidae. Bases 158 to 2329 code for a protein of 723 amino acids. The record is from RefSeq and is a predicted model, not a curated record.
UCCACAAGAGAGGAUGCGCAUAAAAUAAUCAUUUUUUUCUCCUCGCUCCCUUGCGAAUGCGAUGAUGUGGGAAUGGAAUUUCUAACUGAGACAGGAGUUGCGUGUCCAAAAUGUAGACAUUUGCAUGUAACCAAGAGAUGAGGAUAAACCACUAAGAAUGUUUUGCACAAAAUUGAAAGACCUGAAAAUCUCUGGAGAAUGCCCAUUCGCCGGUAUUGGUCGUGUGGACGAACCCGGAGACUUUGAGGAACGUACAAGUGACUAUCCUGGGGAUGUACUGGCAAUUUCCAAGGAUGUGUAUGGACAUGUAUCGGAGGUGCUACCUCAAAGGAAGACAAGCAAGACUAGAGUCAAUCUUCAUUCUUUGGGGGAGAGCAUCCGCAAAUUAGCAUGUCCCGAGUUUCAAAGACUGCAUACUGCCUUUCUGCAAAUGAUGAAACAGCAUACGUUAGACAAGAAAUGCCCUUCCGUGUGUUAUGCAGACAUCUGUCAAGAUAGGACCUUUGAUCGACCAGAGCAUUUACUGGAGAUCAUGAAGAAUUAUUCUCUCAAAACAGGUAUUCACAUGGACGCUUUGAAAGUCUCCCUUGGCGAGGAGCUGUUCCAAACGUGCUUCGACGAGGAUGGCCAUAUUCUGCGGGUGGUGGGGGGAGCCCUCAGCGACUUCCUGAACAGCUUCAAUGUCCUGUUGAAACAGGGCAGCGUCCCAAACCCGCCAGAACCAGCCGCUCUGCAAGCCAACCCAGACAGAAUAACAGAUCAUGUAAACAACGAAGCAGCGUCGGUGCUGUGCCUGGACAAGGAUCUGGGUCUGCACACAGUCUACUACUUCAACCCCGGGCAGACCACGGAGUUCUUCUUCCCUGGGGUCAUCAAGGCGGCCGCCCGCCUGCUCUACGACACCACCGUGGAGGUGUUGAGGGUCAUGGAGAUGGAGAUGGACCUUCAAGGAGGCACCAAGGAGAGCGUAGGCCCCUUGCAGUUCCAAGCUGGGCCCCGGCAGCCCAGCCUGCUCUACUCGGUGGUGGUGAAGGAUGCCAAGAGCCUGAGCCCCAGUCCCAUGAGGGCCACGUCGGUUGGGACCAUGCCCACCUCGCUCUUCUCCUCCACCUUCCCCUUCCACCUCUUUCUGGAUCAGGACCUGGGCCUUUUGCAAAUCGGGGACGGCCUCCGGAAGAGGCUUAGCCGGAAGGAUGGCCUGAGGCGGCCCGCUGCCUUCCAGGAGCACUUUGCCAUCGUCACGCCCCAGAUCAGGUGCACCUUCCAAGGCAUCUUGACUAUGCUGAACACACAGUUCAUAAUUCGGAUAAAGCACCAAGGGGGCUCCAUGGCCGAUGACACGGGGAGGCUCAUGGACCUGAAAGGCCAGAUGAUCUGCAUUUCAGAGUCCAAUGCCAUCCUCUUCCUGGGCUCGCCGUGCGUAGACAAGCUGGAGGAGCUGACUGGCCGUGGCCUCUACCUGUCUGACAUCCCCAUCCACAACGCCCUGCGCGACGUGGUCCUGGUGGGCGAGCAGGCCAAGGCCCAGGAUGGCUUGAAGAAGCGCCUAGGCAAGGCCAAGGCGGCCCUGGAGCACGCUCACCUCGCCCUGGAGGAAGAGAAGAAGAGGACGGUGGAUCUGCUUUUCACCAUUUUCCCGGGGACGGUGGCCCAGGAACUUUGGCAAGGCCACACGGUGGAUGCCAGGGAGUUUGAGCAUGUCACCAUGCUGUUCUCGGACAUCGUGGGCUUCACGGCCGUGUGCUCACGCUGCACGCCUAUGCAGGUGGUCACCAUGCUCAAUGAGCUGUACACACGCUUUGACCACCACUGCGGGGAGCUGGAUGUAUACAAGGUGGAGACUAUCGGUGAUGCGUACUGUGUGGCUGGUGGCUUGCACAAGGAGAGCGAGACUCACGCAGUGCAGAUUGCCCUCAUGGCGCUGAAGAUGAUGGAGCUGUCCGAUGAGGUCAGGACGCCCACUGGCGAGCCAAUCAAGAUGCGAAUUGGCCUGCACACUGGCUCAGUUCUGGCCGGUGUUGUUGGCGUGAUGAUGCCGCGCUACUGUCUGUUUGGCAACAACGUCACAUUGGCAAAUAAGUUUGAGUCCUGUAGCGUACCUAGAAGAAUCAACGUUAGCCCCACAACCCACAGAUUGCUGAAAGAUUGUCCAGAGUUCGUCUUCAUUCCCCGGACCAGACAGGAUCUUCCGCCAAACUUCCCGCCGGAUAUUCCUGGUGUUUGUUACUUCUUGGAGACUUUUGAUCAAUGGUCGGGCAAAAUCACAAGUGACUGUGAGACUGAUGAACCAUGCUACAGCAAUACAAACUUCAUGGUUGAGCAAACAUAGAUAGAUGAUGAGACACAGCCAAACCUGGGUUCAAUUAAUAUUUGAAAUCUUUGAGCGUUUGAUUGAGCCUGCCUGGAGCGCCAAAUUGGCAGAGUUUGCACUUUUAGCAAUAUUCCAUUGGUUCCGUUGUGCCAUGCAAGCUCAAUCAAGCAGAGCUAAAGUAUUUGAAAGAAAACUAAUAUUUGUACCCAGGUCUAAAUACAGCUAGCACCCGUUGCUGUAGAGUUCUUUAGAGGAUGUAGAAAUGUUGAUUAUUCUCUUACAAAAUCACUAGAUGUACAUUUUGUAUGCUUUCACUGGUUUAUUCACCUCACCAGAUUCACAUCAUUUCUUAAACUGUAAUUACACUACAACUGCCUAUGUAACUACCAUGUAAAUACAUACAGGUAUUAAUCACACAUUGGGACUUAAUGGGAUAGUCACCCAAAUUACAAAAUGACAUAUUGGUUUCCUUACCCUGUAAGCAGUCUAUGGACAAAUUAAGAAAGCAAUCUGUGCUUUAAUUUGGAUUAACUGUUCUCCAAAUGCAAGUCAAUAUCCCUGCAUUUUUCGCCUCUCAUCUUGUCCUUAGACUGCAUACAAGCUAAGUGCCAAGGAAACCAAUAUACCAUUUUGGAAUUUGGUUGAACUAUCCCUUUAAAGAGAAUUACACAAUAACUAAUGUCACGGCAUGGCUAGUGUCACGACUUCUGCCGAAGUCAGCUCCUCUCCUUGUUCGGGCGACGUUCGGCGAUCGACGUCACCGGCUUUCUAGCCAUCGCCGCUCCAUUUUUCGUAUAUCCAUUUGUCUUGUCUUGUUUCCAUACACACCUGGUUUUCAUUUCCCCAAUUAAGCUACUUGUAUUUAACUCUCUGUUACCCAUCAUGUGUUGUGUGUAAUUGUUUUCAUGUUAGGUGGUGUUAGUUUACGCGCUCUACGUUUAUGUUCCGUAUUUUGAGCGCGUUUGUUUCAUGUAG